Molecule: messenger RNA, 2592 nt
Organism: Quercus robur (English oak)
Lineage: Eukaryota; Viridiplantae; Streptophyta; Magnoliopsida; Fagales; Fagaceae
Product: putative receptor protein kinase ZmPK1
Exons: 1
Coding region: 69-2438 (789 amino acids)
Biological process (GO): protein phosphorylation; recognition of pollen
Molecular function (GO): protein serine/threonine kinase activity; ATP binding
Source: RefSeq, a predicted model, not a curated record
UCUUUCACCCUUAAAUAAAGAGAAGCACGUCUUUGUUUCCCAACUCGUCCCAAACCCAUCUUUUGUUCAUGACUACCAUAAUCUUGUUGCUUCUUUCUUUGACAUUCAUUGCUCCAUUCUCAUCUUCAACAUUUAGCAAAGGUUCAUCUCUCGUCAGUGAGAGACCAACAUAUGUUUUAACUUCACCAGAUAACGUUUUCUCUGCAGGCUUUUACUCCGUUGGUGAAAAUGCUUUUUGCUUUGCUAUAUGGUUUAGCAACUCAAGCACCGUAGUUUGGGUGGCAAACCGUGACCGGCCAGUUAAUGGAAAGCGCUCAAAGCUCUCACUCCUCAAAAAUGGCAAUUUGAUCUUAACUGAUGCUGGUAAGUUCACUGUUUGGGCCACAAACACUUUCUCACUCUCCUCAGUAGUACAAUUAUCUCUCUACAACACUGGUAAUCUUGUUCUACAUAAUAGGGAAAGUGUUAUUUUGUGGCAAAGCUUUGACCUCCCUACAAAUACACUUCUUCCUCAACAACUUCUCACUAGAAACACAAAACUUGUCUCCUCCAGAAGCCAGACAAACCAUUCCUCUGGUUUCUAUGAGCUUUUCUUCGACAAUAAUAACGUUCUCAGCCUUCUUUUUAAUGAUCCUGAGGUUUCCAGUAUUUACUGGCCUGAACCGUGGCUUGUAAGUUGGCAGGCUGGAAGGUCCACGUAUAAUAAUAGUAGAAUUGCAGUGCUGAAUUCCUUAGGAAACUUUAGUUCAUCCGAUGAUUUUUCUUUUUUGUCAAAUGACUAUGGAGCAGUGCUUCAUAGAAGAUUGACACUUGAUUAUGAUGGUAAUAUUCGAUUGUAUAGUUGGGAAAAAGAGAGGCAAACUUGGGUUGUCUCAUGGCAAGCCAUUCAGAAACCUUGCAGGAUUAAUGGUGUUUGUGGGGCCAACAGUUUGUGCAAGUAUGUUGUUGGUUCUGGGAGGAAAUGCUCUUGCCUUCCAGGAUACAAGAUGAAAAAUGGUUCUGAUUGGUCCUAUGGGUGUGAACCCGAAUUUGAUCUCCCUCACAACAAACACGCGUCUGUCUUUCUCCUACUAUCUAAUGUUGAAUUCUACGGGUAUGAUACUGGUUACUUCACCAAUUACGCCUUAGAUGACUGUACAAAUUCAUGCUCGCAGUUGCACAAUUGCAAAGCAGUCCAAUACGCCUUUGAAAAAGGUGAUUGUUUCCUUAAGUCACUGUUGUUGAAUGGAUAUCAUUCCCCAGAUUUCCAAAAAGAUAUCUAUUUGAGACUCCCAAAAAACUAUAGCUUUUCGUACAAUAGUUCUGUAGAAGAAUUCAGUUUAGAUUGCUCGAGGGAUGGUACAAUACAAUUGGAAAGAACGUACGUAAAAAGCCGUGUAAAUGGGAUUGUGAAAUUCAUGCUUUGGUUUGCCUGUGGUGUGGGAGGACUUGAAGUCAUAUGUAUUUUUGUGGUGUGGUGUCUUUUGAUCAAAACCCGAAAAAGUUCAGGUGCAGACAAUCAAGGGUAUGCUCUUGCUGCCGCUGGAUUUAGAAAAUUUACCUAUGCUGAGCUAAAAAAGGCCACAAAGGGUUUUACUGAAGAUAUCGGAAUAGGUGCAUGGGGUGUUGUAUAUAAAGGUGUAUUGUCUGACAAUAGAGUUGCAGCAAUCAAGCGUCUCAAUGAAGCCAAACAAGGAGAAGACGUAUUCCUAGCAGAAGUAAGCAUCAUUGGUAGGCUUAACCACAUGAACUUGAUAGACAUGUGGGGUUAUUGUGUUGAAGGAAAGCACAGACUUUUGGUGUAUGAGUACAUGGAGCACGGUUCUUUGGCUAAAAACCUCUCUUCUAACGUACUUGAUUGGAGGAAAAUGUUUGAAAUUGCUUUGGGUACUGCAAAAGGUCUAGCGUAUCUCCAUGAAGAGUGCUUGGAGUGGGUUUUACAUUGCGACGUGAAACCUCAAAACAUACUUCUUGACUCUAAUUAUCAUCCAAAGGUAGCAGAUUUUGGUUUAUCCAAAUUACAGGACAGAGGUGAUCUCAACAAUUCCAGCUUCUCAAGAAUGAGAGGAACUCGUGGUUACAUGGCUCCAGAAUGGGUGUUCAAUCUACCCAUCACCUCCAAAGUAGAUGUUUAUAGCUAUGGAAUUGUUGUGUUAGAGAUGGUGACUGGAAAGAGCACAAUAAUGGGUGUCCACACUAUAGUUGCUGGAGUUGAAGCUGAACAUACAAGGUUGGUUACUUGGGUUAGGGAGGCAAAGAACAGAGAGGCAACUACAACUACUACUACUUCCUGGAUUGAAGAUAUCAUAGACCCCACAAAGGAAGACAUAUGGGAUAUGGGUAAGGUAAAAAUCUUGGUUGAAGUGGCUCUGCAGUGUGUAGAAGAAGACAAAGAUGCAAGACCCACCAUGAGCCAAGUAGUCAAGAUGCUUGUUCAUUGUGAAAAUGGAUCUACUUAAAAUAAAGAGGAUCCUAAUACCACUAUACCACCAACAUGGCAUGAUGGCUCUUAUAUUUUGCUUUGUUUUGAUUUUCUCAUUAGUUUGUUCCCCUGUUUUCUGUGUGUUUGAAAUAAAAUUCCAAAUAUAUAACUGUUUGUUACUUUUUUAUUAA